Messenger RNA from Eruca vesicaria subsp. sativa (arugula), 1341 nucleotides. Lineage: Eukaryota; Viridiplantae; Streptophyta; Magnoliopsida; Brassicales; Brassicaceae. The record is from the annotation of a GenBank genome assembly.
AUGGGAACGUUAGGCGGGAACAUAGACUUCUUCUCUUCUUCCUCUCUCGGUGAACUCGACUUCUGCCCCGCCCCACAUCCUGAGCCUGAUUCAGUCAUCGAAGAAGGAGACUACACCGACGAGGAAAUCGACGUUGAGGAACUCGAGAAGAGGAUGUGGAGAGACAAACUCCGUCUCAAACGUCUCAAGGAGCAAAAGGACAAAACCAAACAAGUAAAUGUAGAUUCCUCCAAGCAGCAGAGACAACAGUCACAAGAGAAAGCAAGGAGGAAGAAAAUGUCUAGAGCACAAGACGGGAUCUUAAAGUACAUGUUGAAGAUGAUGGAAGUCUGUAAAGCUCAAGGGUUUGUCUACGGUAUCAUCCCUGAGAAUGGUAAGCCUGUGACAGGAGCAUCUGAUAAUCUUAGGGAGUGGUGGAAAGAUAAAGUCAGGUUUGAUCGUAACGGUCCUGCUGCUAUAAGCGGUGGAAGUUACUCUCUUCUGAUGAAUGAUUGUAGUCAAUAUAACGUUGAAGGGUUUGAGAAGGAGAUGCGUUAUGAAGUGGAAGAGGUUAAGCCGGAGAAAGUGAUGAAUAAUACUUCAAAUUUUAUUGUGAAGGAAGAGGUCUCAUCUGAUUUCAUGAGGAAGAGGAAGCCGAGCAGUGAUUUGAACACUAUAAUGGAUAGAACUGUCUUCACCUGUGAGAAUCCUGGUUGUGUCCAUAGCGACAUCAGCAGGGGGUUUCUGGAUAGGAACUCAAGAGACAACCAUCAGUUAGGUUGUUUACACCGAGACAGUUGCUUACCUUGUGGAGGAGGACCGUCCAGGUUCCAUGUCAAUGAAGCUAAGCCUGUCGUUGGAUUUUCUAACUCUGUGGACCAACCAAUCGACUUAACGGGUAUUGGAGUUCCUGAAGAUGGGCAGAAGAUGAUCUCUGAGCUCAUGUCCAUGUAUGAUAGAAACGUCCAGAGCAACCAAACUUCUAUGGUCAUGGAGAAUCAAAGUGUCUCACUGCUUCAACCAACGGUCCAGAAUCAUCAAGAACAUCUCCAGUUCCAAGGAAGUUUCUUUGAAGACUUCAACAUCCCAAACAGAGCUGACAUCAACAGCAACAACCAAACGUUUUUCCAAGGGAACAACAACAACAUCAAUGGGUUCAACUACGACACUACACACAACAACAACAACAACUUUGAAGCUGCGAAUAGCAACAGUAGCAGCAACAGGUUUCAGGGUGGGUAUGAUUCUGCACCGUUCGAUAUAGCCUCAAUCGUUUAUAGAGAUGAUAUGUCAGUGGCAGGAGUAGUUGGAAUGAUGGAUGGUAUGCAACAAAAGCAACAAGAUCUUUCUGUAUGGUUCUAA